AUAGAGAGAGAGUUGAAAGGAUAUGUAAUAGGGAGAACCGCUUUAUCUUAAUAUUUUUGGUUUUACAGAAAGUCGUCUACUUCUUUAUAGAGAAAGAGAGAGAGAGAGAGAGAGAGAGAGUCUUUUUUUUUUAUCUCUCUUCAUUCUCUUCUCUUUUGUUGUUUCUUUGUUAGCAUUCAAUUCCAAUUCUUCUUUUUUGCUUUCUUUCCACACCUUUCUUCAUAACCGACCUCUCUUCCUCUCUCUCUCUCGCUCACACCCACACACACACAUAGAGAGUCUCGGUUAGAAUAUUUUUGUCUCUCUCUGCAGAUUAUGAGGGGUGUGACCAUAUGAGUAGUCUUUCAUAAAGAGAGAUAUAGUAGCUAAAGCUAUGCUAUGCGGUUGUGCCAUUAAUGGGGUUUCCGAGAGGUUUUAAAGUUGAGCAGAAAGAAGAAAGUAAUAAGCUUUUACCAACUCCUUUCAUGGCUUCCGGUAUUAAAGGAACCAACCAAACUACUUCCCCAGCACAACUCCAACACCAACAACACCACCAGAUGAUACAAGACCAUAACCAUCAUCAUCAUAAUCAAAAUCAAAAUCAAAAUCAAAAUCAAAAUCAUCAUCAGAUUCCUUACGGAAUUAUGCAAUCACCUUCUCCUUCUUCUUCAAUUCCUGCUGGAAACUUCAUAAGCAAAGACAGUACUGGAGGAGGUGCUUAUGAUUUAGGAGAGCUAGACCAAGCUCUUUUUUUUUAUCUUGAUGGACAUGACCCAUCAAAUGUUCAUGACCAAAGACAGAACACAGGAAUGCGGCCUCCGACUUUGAAUAUUUUCCCAUCUCAGCCUAUGCACGUAGAACCACCAUCAUCAACUAAAGGUAGUACGGGACUAGUUUCAUCACCAGCAAGCAGUGGUUCAAAGAGACCAUCAGAACCGUCCAUGGAGUUGGCCAACACACACAAUGAUGCUACUGCUACUACUGGCCCUCCUCAACCUGCCAAAUCUGUCAAGCGAGAUGGUAAUCGAAAAGGUCCAACAUCGAGUUCCGAGCAGGAAGGACCUAAAACCCCAGAUCCUAAGACAUUGAGGAGGCUUGCACAGAAUAGAGAGGCAGCUAGGAAAAGCAGGCUUAGAAAAAAGGCAUAUGUUCAGCAGUUAGAGUCAAGUAGGAUUAAGCUCAAUCAGUUGGAACAAGAGCUACAAAGGGCUAGAACCCAGGGUAUGUUUUUCGGUGGAGGAACUCUUUUAGCUGGAGAACAAGGCCUUCCUGUUAGUAUCAACAACGUAAGCUCAGAAGCAACGAUGUUUGAUAUGGAGUACGCAAGGUGGCUAGAAGAACACCACCGUCUAAUGUGCGAUCUUAGAGCAGCAGUGCAAGAGCAUCUUCCGGAGAACGAGCUUCGAAUCUUCGUCGAAAACUGCUUAGCGCACUAUGACCAAGUAAUGAAUCUAAAAGGAAUGGUGGCCAAAUCCGACGUUUUUCAUUUGGUUUCGGGCAUGUGGAAGACUCCCGCCGAGCGGUGUUUCAUGUGGAUGGGUGGAUUCAGACCCUCUGAGCUCAUCAAGGUAAUUCUGAACCAAAUAGAGCCACUAACGGAGCAGCAAAUAUUGGGUAUAUGUGGGUUGCAACAAUCAACACAGGAAGCAGAAGAGGCACUCUCCCAAGGUCUUGAAGCUCUCAACCAGUCUCUCUCAGACACCAUAACCUCCGACUCAUUAUGCUCUCCUUUUAACAUGGCUAACUACAUGGGCCAGAUGGCUGUAGCCAUGAACAAGCUCUCCACUCUUGAAGGUUUUGUUCGACAGGCUGAUAAUUUGAGGCAUCAGACGUUACACCGAUUGAAUCAAAUCCUGACGACACGACAAGCCGCGAGGUGUUUGCUAGCAAUUGCUGAAUAUUUCCAUCGUCUUCGAGCUCUCAGCUCUCUCUGGUUGGCUCGUCCUCGACAAGAAUGAUAAAAAAAGCCCUCUUGUAGCCAUUGCCAAAACCCCCAUCGCACCAAGCUUUUUUAAUAUCUUUAAUUUCUCUCUAUCUUAAUUAUGAUCCAUGGCAUAAUCUUCCCAUAUGUCUUUUUUACUUAUUUCCUACGUAGUUGUAUAGAUAGACCAAUUACAUAUAUACAGAAUAUAUUCCAAAGCAGUAGAGAUUUCUCUC
Ziziphus jujuba (common jujube) is the source of this 2136-nucleotide messenger RNA. RefSeq names its product bZIP transcription factor TGA10. The coding region runs from base 396 to 1937 and encodes 513 amino acids. Gene Ontology annotation, biological process: regulation of DNA-templated transcription; DNA-templated transcription. The transcript has 11 exons. The record is from RefSeq and is a predicted model, not a curated record. Gene Ontology annotation, molecular function: DNA-binding transcription factor activity; sequence-specific DNA binding. Lineage: Eukaryota; Viridiplantae; Streptophyta; Magnoliopsida; Rosales; Rhamnaceae.